Molecule: messenger RNA, 11798 nt
Organism: Platichthys flesus (European flounder)
Lineage: Eukaryota; Metazoa; Chordata; Actinopteri; Pleuronectiformes; Pleuronectidae
Gene: znf462
Product: zinc finger protein 462
Exons: 13
Coding region: 212-7813 (2533 amino acids)
Biological process (GO): regulation of gene expression
Cellular component (GO): nucleus
Source: RefSeq, a predicted model, not a curated record
CUCGUCCGUGUGGUUGCUCAUUAUUCAGAGACAGACGGAUCUCAGGUCAUCUGCAGCUGCAGCGCGGAGGAGAAGCAGGAAAGAUGGCGAUCAUCCAUUAGAGCGACUGGGCGCACGCAUGAAAUACGAGGACAACUUUUGGGAGGAUCGCUCGAGGAGAAGACUGUACCAGUUCCCCUGAUUUUCCAGGGAGUGCUCCCUCUCUUUAGUGAUGGAGGUAUUGCAGUGUGAUGGCUGUGACUUCCGUGCCGAGUCAUAUGACGACUUAAAAACCCACAUUCAGGAAGUGCACACUGCUUUCCUGCAGCCUGCAGAUGCAGAUGAGUCUGACUCUUUGAAAGACGAGGACGAAGACGAGGAAGAAGAGGAGGAAUUGCAGGAUAAGGAUGAGAGGGACUAUACACUUUCUAAAGCUGGCACGAGCCCCGACUCUGCUGACAGUUUGAAUCAAACACCACAGAAGCAGACAGCUGAAACCCAUCUGCCGUUUUAUCAGUGCAAGCACUGUGUCCGUUACUUCAGAUCAAAAUCGUUCUUAAGAAAUCACACCAAAAAAGUGCAUAAUCUUGUAGAGGACGAUUCAGAUGUGAGCGUCUCCUCACAGUCAGCAAAGCUGCCCAGCUACAACGUUAUAGUGCACAACGACCAUUCAAAAGUGUUUUCCUGUCAGUAUUGCUCGUACAAGUCUCCGCGCAGAGCAAGGAUAAUGAAACACCAACUCAUGUAUCACAGGAAAGUUCCGUCAGAGAGCGCUGGAGAUCCCACAGAAUACACAGAGGCUCCAGAGGAAUCUGAAGCAGCUAGUGCACUCGUGAAGGGAACGUUUGCCUGUGAGUGGUGUGACUAUCAAACAGACCAGAAGGACAGCUGGACUAGUCAUGUGGUGAAGGAGCACAGCGACAAGGUCAAGAUAGUUUCCUGCACUGCAGAGCCGGAAGGGGAGGCCAGUCGAGGUUCAUCCAAACCAGAUUCUCCCUCCUCUUCCUCCCAUAGCCCAGCUAGAACAAAGAUCAGUGUUGCUGAUGAUCAUGGAAAGGAGGAAGAGGAGACAGGAGGAAACACGCCAGAACACACACUGGAAAAGUCGGUCCCAGAGAUCUCAUCCUUCCAGCUUGCACAGAUUAGUGCUGUAACACCAAACAGCACAGGUACAUCUAUUUUAUCUAAGAGGUUUGCUUCAUCCGAUGUCUCAAACAGCGUCGUAGAGAUGGAUACCAACUUACUCAUUGAGGAAGACUCCAGGAGCAGCUUAGAGGAUGAUGAUGACGAAGAGUUGGGUGAUAUAGAUGAUCCCAGCUACACUGGAACCCUGUCAGCAGACGCAAAGGAGCUUUUAACGGACGAGGAUAACAAAUUACUGGAGACGAAAGGAAUACCUUUCAGAAAGUACAUGAAUCGCUUUCAGUGCCCCUUCUGCUCCUUCCUGACCAUGCACCGGCGCAGCAUCUCCCGCCACAUUGAAAACAUUCACCUCUCUGGCAAAACCACAGUAUAUAAAUGUGAUGAAUGCCCGUUUAUUUGCACCAGCCCUCUAAAACUCGGCACGCACAAGCAGAGCCACAAUUCCUCAGAUUUAGAGACCAUGGACCUGACAAGCGAUAGCCCAGAACCUCAGAAUGGCAGUGACGGGUCAGUAAAUGGAGGCAAUGUUAGCUCCAAAGUCAAUGGAAAAAAGAUAACCAGCACACCAAACGACCAGCAGAACCCUCAUCGCUGCACGCUCUGCAGCUUUUCCACUACCACUCUGAAAGGCCUGAGGGUUCACCAGCAGCAUAAGCAUUCCUACUGUGAUGACCUAGAUCCCUCUGCCUUUGAAAGCCAGCUGACUGACCAGCCAGACACUGAAGUGGAUGCUUCUCCAAUCUUUCUGCAAAAAACCCAGACCUCCAUUUUAGGACUUGCAACCAAAAAGCCCCUAGUAACAGGGAAAAGAGCCAGGAAGUCCAUUAACGACUUGCCUUUGGACUUAUCCUCAGUCAAGAAGAGAACCAGAAUUGAUGAAAUUGCCAGUAACCUUCAGAGCAAGAUAAGCCAAAGCCAACAGGACAUGAUCAUAAAUCUGGAUGACAUGGAUGAUGAUGAAACUGGAGAAAAUCACACCGGUGUUGAUGAAGAGGGCCGAAAUCAUGGCGUCAAAAACCCAGUUUUUGCCUUCAACACACAACAGCUUAAUGCAAGAGAAUCGAUGAUCUCUCACGAAAGAGGCAGGAUAGGGAAAAGAAAAAGCAACCCCAAGUCAAAACCUAGGAAUAUUCCGAUAUCGAUGACUCUCUCAGAUGAUAGUGAGAACAUCUCUGCUGAUCCCAGCGACAGCGCAGUGCAAGAGAACGCUGAAUUUUCAGAGGAAAGCGGAAUUGCACGUUUUUACUGCAAACACUGUGAUUACCACAACAAGUCCGCUCGUAGCGUCAGCACUCAUUACCAGAGGAUGCACCCGUACAUCAAGUUCAGCUUUAAGUACAUCUUGGACCCAGAAGACCAGAGCGCGGUCUUCCGCUGCUUAGAGUGCUACAUAGAAUACACAAAUUACAAUGAUCUGCACCAACACUACAUGGAACAUCACCCUGAGGCAAGCAAUGUGCUCAACUUUAACCAACCACAUCUGUUAUACUUGUGCCGCUUUUGUUCGUAUACAAGCCCAAAUGUCAGGAGCCUGAUGCCCCACUACCAAAGAAUGCACCCCACAGUGAAAAUCAACAACGCCAUGAUCUUCUCUAGCUACAUGGUGGAGCAGCCACACAAAACGAGUGAAUCGCAAACUCUGAGGGAAAUAUUGAACUCUGGCCCCAAGACGUUCAACUCCGCCACGUCAACGCCCAGGUCCUCCUCCAGCCCGGUGCCGAAAACUGUUUCCAAGACACCUGAAACUAGCACAGAAGCCGACACCCUUAAAGAAGCUAUGGGUGGUAAUGUUGUUGUGUACGAUUGUGACGUGUGUUCCUUUGCUAGCCCCAACAUGCACUCUGUUUUGGUCCACUAUCAGAAGAAACACCCGGAGCAGAAGGCAUCGUAUUUCCGCAUACAGAAAACUAUGAAGGUCGUGUCAGUGGAUCAGUCACAACCUGCAGCCAACUCCUCAUUUAACCUCAGCAUGUCCACAUCUCAAAAACAGUCCAGCGCAGCGCUAUAUGGGUCAGAUGAAGAAAUGUUCUACUGUAAACAUUGUGUGUACAGCAACAAAUCCGUUGUUGGUGUGUUAGUCCAUUAUCAAAAAAGACACCCGGAAGUAAAGGUGACGGCAAAAUAUAUCAAACAUGGCCCUCCCACUCCUGGUUUGAUGAAAUUAAUGGAUGAAUUACAAAUUACGACUCCCAAACAAUUUUUGAAGCAGUUUCAAAAUAACGGUCACGAUGGAUCCAACAAUUCAAGCCCUAAACCAGGAAUUGGUGAUAGAGGUGAGGAUGAGCUGUUCUUUUGUCAGCACUGUGAUUAUGGCAACCGCACAGUGAAAGGAGUACUUAUUCAUUACCAGAAGAAGCACAAAGAAACUAAGGCCAAUGCUGACCUUGUACGUCGCCACACUGCAGUUGUCCGGAGUCAGCGUGAGCGUGCACAGAUGGUUCAGUCAGGCAGUGUCUCUUCUGCUGCCAUUCCAGCACCUCCUGACCCUGAAAAUACGACGACCCUGCGAUCCCUCAAGUGCAGACACUGUACCUACACAUCCCCCUACGUAUAUGCCCUGAAGAAGCAUCUGAAGAGAGAGCACCCCACUGUGAAAGCCACGGCCAUGACAAUUUUACACUGGGCUUACCAAGAUGGCAUCCUGGAGGCUGGCUAUCACUGUGAAUGGUGCAUUUACUCCCAUGCUGAACCCCAGGGCCUGCUGCUCCAUUACCAAAGACGCCAUCCCGAGCACAAUGUGGAUUACACGUACAUGGCCAGCAAGCUAUGGGCCGGGCCAGAAACCUCCCAGCAACCGGGGGCCAACAUGGAAACUAAACAUUACAAAUGCAGAGACUGUGCCUUUGAGGCCUGUACAAUAUGGGACAUCACCAGUCACUACCAGGCGGUCCACCCCUGGGCCAUCAAAGGGGAUGAAUCUGUGCUCUUGGAUAUCAUCAAAGGGGAUGACUCGACGGAAAAGAUCCACCAGCAGGUUGCCGAAGAACACGUAUCUUUCAAAUGUGAGUCUGUAGAAGAUGAUGUAGCGCUGGCCAUUACAACACAACAUCAAGAAAGCAGUCCGCAUCCUCCCCACCCACGUCUUUCCAUCUCAAACAAUACUUAUCAGUGUACUGUAUGUCUGUCAGAGUACAACAGUCUCCAUGGCCUCCUCACUCACUAUGGAAAGAAGCACCCGGGCAUGAAAGUAAAAGCUGCCGAUUUUGCACAGGAGGCUGACAUCAACCCUAGUUCUGUGUAUAAAUGUCGCCACUGUCCUUAUGUAAACUCUCGCAUCCAUGGUGUCCUAACUCACUAUCAGAAAAGACACCCUUUAGUGAAAGUCACUGCGGAAGAUUUUGCAGAUGACAUAGAGCAACUUACUGAUGGAACUGAAGGAGAGGACAAGUGCAAAACCCAAAGGCAGGGCUAUGGCGCAUACAGAUGCAAAAUGUGUCCGUACACGCACGGUACACUGGAGAAACUUAAAAUUCAUUACGAGAAAUAUCACAAUCAGUCGGCCUCUAAUAUGUUCACGCCCUCGCUUACACAUUUCUCUUCUGGUAAGGACACAGAGCCAGUAGCAGAAUGCAGCGCUAGUAAUAUAUCAAGUUCAAAAGUCCAGGAGGUCAGUGAAUUGGACCUUGCCCUCUCCCAGUUACCCAUCAACAAGACAGAAAAACAUGCUAUAUUCAAGUGUCAGCUCUGCAAAUACUUCUGCUCCACCAGGAAAGGCAUUGCUCGACACUACCGCAUCAAGCACAACAACGUCCGCGCUCAGCCGGAGGGUAAAAACAAUGUCUUCAAAUGUGCUCUGUGUGCAUACACAAAUCCUAUACGCAAAGGCCUGGCAGCACACUAUCAGAAGCGCCAUGACAUUGAUGCUUAUUACACCCAUUGUCUGGCUGCGUCCAAGACCUUAAGUGAAAGCCCUAGCAAAGUGAUCGCACCCCCUGUAGCAGAGCCAGAGAAUUCAGAAAUGAGUGAAGACCUGCGUUUGGCUGUGGAGAAUCGACGGUGUUCUCUUUGUGCCUUCCAGGCCUUCAGCAGGAAGAGCAUUGUCUCGCAUUACAUUAAGCGCCAUCCAGGUGUCUUCCCCAAGAAGCAGCAUGCUAGCAAGCUUGGUCGCUACUUCACCGUUAUCUAUGCCAAAGAACCGGAGAAGAUUCCUGACAGUGCGGCAGAAGAGGAAUACAAGGAGAUGCUGGACGUUCCGCUGGAGGCCGAGCAAGACGAAGAUGUCGAUUGGCUGCCAUUCAAGUGUCUAAAAUGUUUCCGGCUGUCCUUCAGCACGGGCCAGCUGCUCUCUAUGCACUACAACGACCACCACAGCACAGACCUGAAGAGGGACUUUAUGAUGUCACCGGGCCCUGGGGACGAAGACUCUGAGUUGUACCAGUGUUCUCACUGCGAGCUGAAGUUCCUGGCUCUCCCGGCCCUGGCCAGACAUCUGCUUGAUCACAACGAGGAGUUUCAUAAGAGGGCCAUGAGGAUGGAGAGGAGGAAGCAGCUUGUCUGCAAACAGACGAGCACAGAUCUACCUGACACCAAACCUGAGAAGGAGAGUCUUGUAAAUAAAGCACCCGUAGGAUUCAGGUGUAACUUCUGCGUUGAAGUGCACUCCACCCUCCGAGCCAUCUGCAACCACCUAAGGAAGCACGUCCAGUAUGGAGAGGUCAAAGAAGGACACUUCAAGCAGGAGGUCGCCGACGUCCCCCUGACCCUGCCCACAGAGAGCCUAACUAAUGGCGACCUGGAGGCCGAUGAAGCCGCUGAAGCCGAUGACCUCGAGAGACCCGAGGCUGCAACGAUGAGCCCACCUUUGAUUUCUGCUGCCUCUGGUGGUGUUGCUGCUACCACGGAGAUGGUUGAUCUGGAAACGGAUGCUGUUGAAGGAAGCGAGGCGGCGGCCCUCGCUGCCGUGGUGACUGAGGACCAACUGAAGCAGCGGUUGACAGCGGGGGGUCACCCGUGUGCCCAGUGCGACCGAGUCUUCAUGUCCAUGCAGGGACUGAGGUCCCACGAGAGGAGCCACUCAGCCAUGGCAAUGUUCAGCAGAGAGGACAAAUACAGCUGCCAAUACUGCCAGUUCGUCUCCCCUUUCAGGCACAAUCUGGACAGACAUGUGCAGUCUCACCACGGGCACCACAAGCCCUUCAAGUGCAAACUCUGCCCCUUUAAAUCUGCCUACGUGAGUCGCUUGAAGAGCCACCUGCAUAAGACACACACAGGCGAGCAGCAAACAUACAAAUGCCUGUCAUGCCCCUUCUCCUCCAUGACCAUCAGCCAUCUGAAGGAGCACUCUCUGAGAGACCACGGCGAGGCCCUGACCCUCCCCAAACUGAGGGCUGCUACCCAGGCUGCUCAUGCCGCCCUCAGGGCCUCCCGGCUGGCCAGUUCCACAGAGCCGACUCCGCUGGCCUCAGAUGAUCCAUCCUACCUGGAGACGGCCGAUGUUCGUCAGCAGCUGAGUCAUUACCAGCUGGCCUCUCGCAGUCUCAUGUCCUCUGGUUCAUCCCCUGGCGGCUCGACGUUGGCCGACAAUCGACCAGACGGCAUCCUCACUUGUGAGUUCUGCGAGUUCAGCUCCGGAUACAUGCAGAGCCUUCGCCGGCACUACAGGGACCGUCACGGCGGCAAGAAGCUCUUCAAGUGCAAAGACUGUUCCUUCUUCACCUGCUACAAGAAUAACUUCACCAUGCACGUGGAGGCUGGACACAACAACAACUUACCUGAAGAGAUCCCCAAAGACCUGCGCUGCCCCCUCUGCCUCUACCACACCAAACACAAGAGCAAUAUGAUCGACCACAUCGUCCUGCACAGAGAGGAGCGCGUGGCUCCGCUGGAGGUCAGCCGCUCCAAGCUGUCGCGCCACCUCCAGGGCCUGGUGUUCCGCUGCCACAAAUGCACCUUCACAUGCUCCAGUGACCAGGCGCUGCAGCUGCACCUGCAGAAGCACGCUGAGAUCAAGCCUUACCAGUGCCAGCUCUGCUAUUACGACAGCAGUCGCCGGAGUCUGCUGGAGGAGCAUCUCCGCCUGGAGCACAAGGUUAUCCGCAACUUUGAGCUGAUGGGCCGCGUCAACCUGGACCAGCUGGAGAUGAUAAAGGAACAAGGGAGCAGCGCGGAGGAGGAAGAGGAGAGAGAUAUGAUGCAUAUGGUCGUAGACGGAGACUUGGCUGCAGAGGAGGAGGACGAGCUUUAUGAUGACGAAGGAUUGGAGAUUAUGGAGAACUUGAUGGCUGAGCAGAGAGUGAUGGAUGAUGAAGAGAUGGAGGACGACAUCAAAGAGGAAGAGGAGGAGGAGGAAGAAGAGGACAUUAAGGGGGUGGAGGAAGAAAGGACUGGCCUACAAGACGUCCUUGCCUCUCCCUCCAGCAGCAGCAGCAGCAGCUGUGGGCCGAGCGCUGUAGAGAAGCGUCUUCCCUGCGAGUUCUGUGGCCGUUGUUUCACCGACCGCAUCGAGUGGGAACGACACGUCCUUCGACAUGGCAUGACGGUUAACAGUCAGAUGGACACCAGCGCCACCUCAGCAAUAGAGGCCUCCGCUUCAUCUUCCACUGGCUCCUCUGUCCUGGUGGACACAGGACUGGACCUUUCCGGCAACAGAACAGAGGAAGGAAGCCCUGGUGAUCUGUCACUGAGAAGUCAAAGCCUGUUUAUGGAAGACAAUGAAAUGCUUGACACCAAAAAGGAUCAACAGUUUGCUUGAACAGAUUGUGGGCUCUUGGGAUAUUGUUCUAGAAAAUGAUAACGUUGGGUAGGAUCAACACUGAGGAAAAAAAAAAAAGAUUGAAACAGAAAAAAAAAGUGACUUCUUAUGAGUUGGAUCAUUAUUAGAUCUUAGACGUUAUAUAUAUACGUAUUAGGUUGUGCUGCAUUAAAAUGACUGAGCUCUUUAAAUGAGCGGUCCCCUAGGACAGAUCUUAAUAUAUUGGUAACCAAUAGUGAACAGAACUCUUUAUUGCUGACAUUCUGGUCAAAUCUACAGUGAACGAUCCCACCUAGAUACAAAUCAAGCUAUUUAUAAAUAACUUUGUCAAAAAUGAUAAAACUAAAUUUAAGCAUUUUAUUAUUGAAAGCACCUUUUACACUCCCCCUGCCCAUCCAAAACGGGGUUACUGUAAAUUGACCUAGAAGAAACAAACAAGACGACGAAAGCAUUUACAGCCGUGGCCCCACUGUCUUUGUUUCUUGUUGAAAAUGUUAAACUUAUUUCAUCUUAGCCUUGUGUUAAAUGUGUAGAAGUAUUCCUUGAGGAAGAGUCGCACCUUAUCUAUUUUAGCAAAAUGCUUUAUUCAUUUUUAAAAUUACCGACACUUUCCCCUGAUGUUUGUAGCAAAUUGCUAUAUUUUCGGUCCCUUAAUAUUAUACUGCGUAUAAGCCUUCAGCCUGUGGCACCUUUAGUAUGUUUUUGUCUAGAAAUUUCACUGAAAACGAAAUAUUGGAAAUACUGGUAAUACUGUAAAAUGUCAUUUUCCUUGUUCGAUACCAUGUUGUUUGUGAAUCCAGGUUACCGGAUGUGAGACUUUGAAGAUCAAAAUAACGACAGAAAUAUGUUGUAUCAUGACUGCAGCCGUAUGAGGUAUCCGUUAUGAGGUAUCCUGGAACAUAAACGUAGGUUUUAACAGUAGUGGCAACUUGACCAAGGGACAGAGAUUAGCCUUGUCUUUUCAGAGCAAAACACCGGAUGUCAGGGGAUGUGCCAGAAUCCAGUUCAUCUAGUUUAUCCACACUUGUUUAAAGGUUCAGUGUGUAUAAUUUAGUGACAUCUAGAGGCGAAGUGUCAUGUUGCAGCUGGAUAACCCUCGCAUCCCCCGCCUCCCCCUCCAAACAUGAGGUGGCCUUCAUUUGUCCGGUUUGGACUACUGUCAAAAACAUGGCUGCCUCCGUAGAGAGGACCCACCCCCGAUGUAAAUGUACAAAUAUUUAAAUAUAAAGGGCCCAUUCUACGGUAAAAAAAAUGAACAAUUCAUACAAUUUAUAUGAUCACACACUAGCAAAAACAACACUAGGAUUAUUUUAUAUAAAAUUUCCGCCCAAUAGAGUCCUCUCAUCUAAAUCUUACACACUGAACCUUUAAUGACUUUUAAUGGUUGAGAGAGAUCUGAGAUCCAUGUGGUGUAUACCUCCGGGUGUGGGAUCAGACCAUGUCUGGGCGCUGAAGCCAGCAUGCAAGUGCCUUAAAAUGCAGUUCCACUAAUGGCCACAUGAUGAUUUUAUUUAUUUUAAGAAAACAGUCCCAAAUUUUGUCAGGUAACGAGGAUAAUCUCUAACUUUCUCUAAAAAUAUUUAAAAAAUCAGGAUUUAACCCACAACAAUUGAUGGCCUCAACAGCUGGUUUCACUCGUCCUAAUGGGAGUCACUAUUAAAUUAAGAUCUUUUCAGAUUAGUUAGCUCAGACUUAAUUGUAUCAACUAAAUGUACUCAAAUUGAAGCAAGAAAAUGUGCCGAAAAAUAUUAUACAUGAUAAUAUAUGUACAUCAAGUGGUAAAGAAGCAGCAUGGUGGUGCAGAGGUUUACACUGGCGCCUCACAGCAUGGAGGUUUCGCAUCCCAGCUUCCUCUCACUCUCCAAAAAGAUGCGGCUUAGGUGAUUUGGAGACAUUAAAUUGACUGUUGGGGUGAGUGGUUGUUUGUCUCUGGACAUUGGCCUUGUGAUACACUGGCGACCUGUCCAUGGUGUUCCCCUCCUCUCAGCCAAUGUCAGAUGAGAUUAGCUCUAGUUCUCCGAAAAAUGAAAUGCCAGUGAAAGUGAAUAGAAUUGAAUUGUUUUUACUCAAAAAAAUGUAAGAUGUAUUGACUUUUAUUGGAACUCUCUUUUAUCAAAUGAAAAUCCAUGUGACAAUGAGUUGAGGUGUAUAGCCAUGUUUGCUUCCACAGUCAGCCCUCCUAAAAGUAAUGAUGCUGCAGACAUGGUCACGUUUUUCAUCCACGAUUGAUAGGUUACACUGAAAAGACAAGUCUGACUCAGUCAAAAGGCCAAUAAUAUCAUUGGUUUCCACAUAUAUUGAGUAUAUGUGCCACUUGGACACUAUUGAUGAUUGACUUUUCUAAAGGUGUCAAAUCCCUCGAGCGUAAGCCCCUUUUAAAUUCUCACCCUGUACUGACACAAGUGUCCCAGCCUGCGUUCUUGUGCACUUCUUCUGAGACAAAAGUCAUCAUUUUAGUGUUAAUAUUGACAAAAGGCAGAGAUUGUAUUUGCUGGGAUUUGCUGCUUGAACGCCCAUAAGCCUUAUAAGAAGUGAAGAGAAAUUAAGUCAAAUUCAUACCCAAUUCCAAUAUGACCAAUUAGCAACGUUUAAAUGACAGAUAGCCUAAAACUUGUAGAGGAGCACGGUUGAUCUAGUCGCGUUCUUGGUACCAAAAUAUUUACCAAGCCUGCUGCGUUUGCUGCUGUGAUUGUCUUUCCUGAGCAUUAGAUGGAAAUGGGAAAUCUGGGUUUGGGCCAUGGAGUUUUAGAAUUAGAGUUCUAGGCGUGGAACCCAGGUAAACUACAUGUUUGCAGCCAUGUAUAGAAAAACAAAAACUACUCGUUAAGUGUUUGAACUGUGGUGUUUCAGAAAGGAUACUUAAACCCUUUUUUUUCGUUUAGGUGUUCUUGCUUUAAAAAAAAGAGAAAAAAAGAAAUCUUAAAGAUGAUAGAUAACCCUCCGGGAUUUUUUGAGUCCCCAAUCGAACAUUACUAAGCUGUUGUACAAUGUCUGGUUACAAUGAAAAAUAUCUCCUUUUUUGUACUGUAAUCGGAAUGAGCAGAUGUGAAGAGAAGUGUGGUUGUAGGAUAUUUAAACACAUGAAGGAAAAUGAUGCAGUUCUCUGAAAAUGAAUAGCCAGGGCUUUUAUUUUGAAAAAGAAAUGCAUGGUGAUGUAAGAGACAAGAAAAAAUGAAAAAAUGUCUUCAGCUGCUUGGACUUUUUCUGUGCUUGGCCAACAUCUGAGUCGACGGUGGACCUAUAUAUCCCUCUGAAAUCUAGCGUGCUCAUGUCUAAUCUCAAAUCUGACGCUCCAGUCUCUUUUAUCCAUGGCCUGUGAGGGCAUCAGCUCGUUCAAAGGAGGCCUACCCUUAAGUCUACACUGUCAACAAAAAGAGGGAGUGCAGCAGCCACACUCUGCUCCUCAGUCCUGUUUAUUACCUUUAAAACCAGUUCAGUUGGUGCUGAAUCUCAAAGACCCUUUCUUCCUGUUUUACAGGACCAGCUCGUAGCUCUUUGAAAGUAAAACUGUUUGAAACUGUUGUUGUAGUAAUGAGCUUUGUACGGCAGCUUGAAAACCCGGCGUAAACCAGAUGUUAAACUGGUUCGGUCUGGGUAAUGAAGCUGUCAUCCCAAAAUGAUUUGUCGUUCUGUGAUCAUUUUAAUAGAACAUGGCUAUGAAUCCCUCACUGUGUGCAGUCCAUAGACUGUGAUACCCCCAGUUUACCCAAAGUUAAACCCCUGCUGACAACACACUGGAUACUUGUAUAUAUGUUUAGUUUCUUUCUGAUGCAUUUCUCUUUUCAGACUGUUGUCUCCAUAGUUUGACACUAGAAUCUCUCCUUCUUGCCUUUCUUCCCAUAUAAAUCUGAUUACCUGAUGGUGGGUUGUGAUGUUGCCUAGAAUGAUUGUUUACAAUUUUAUUCCAUUUAUCUCUGGAUAUUCUGUAAAUAUUGUAAUUCAUUGUCUUUUUUUAACUUGAUAAUAAAGUUAUCAGAUAAUGGUU